Molecule: messenger RNA, 2168 nt
Organism: Dalotia coriaria
Lineage: Eukaryota; Metazoa; Arthropoda; Insecta; Coleoptera; Staphylinidae
Gene: csul
Product: protein arginine N-methyltransferase 5
Exons: 5
Coding region: 255-2099 (614 amino acids)
Biological process (GO): regulation of DNA-templated transcription; peptidyl-arginine N-methylation
Cellular component (GO): cytosol; nucleus
Source: RefSeq, a predicted model, not a curated record
UGAUUGCAAUUGUUUAGUUUGUGUUGUUUAAGCUACUUUUUGUUCAAAUUCGUACGUUUGAAUUUAUGAACUAGGGGAAACAUGAAAUUCCCUAGAAAUGCUCAUGUGCAACAAAUAAAGUAAGCGAGUUCGGUGAUGUGAAAAAGUUUAUUCAGCAUUGUUAUAAUGAAUCAGUAAACUACAAUCAAAGUUUACGAUUGAAGUUAAGACAUCACGGAUUAAUUACCACGAAGUUUUGAUCACUUGUCCAUAAAAUGGGUGAUCCAAACGAGAAACGCAAACGCAUGUCCUGUGCCUUGGAAAUUAAUAACCCAGUCAACUUGUUGCAAACAUUGCAUAGUGUUUGUGCAGAUGGUUACCACUUCAUUGUGACAAACCUUGCUCAUCCUAUGAACUGCAGAGACUUGACUGAUAAGGAGCCAACAAAAAUAAUAGGAAGGACUGAUAGAGUGCUGCAAUCUGUAGAUUGGAGUAAACUUAUUGUUGGUAAGAUUUCUAGAGCUUAUGAAGUAGAUAAUGAAAUUGAGCACAUUAGAGAAUCAGAAAAGUUGCUUUUAAAGCAAGAAUUAGGCUUUGCAAGUCAUCUAGUACUGCCAGCUAUAAUGAUUAAACUACAACAAGGUCAGAAUAGAAACCUUGCACAUAUACUUUAUAAUAAAUUCCAACUUGGAGUGCCUUUUCAAGUUUGGGUGCAAAUGCCUAUUAGGAAAGCAUCUUCUCCAUUUGUGCAAAAGUCUGACAAUGAUGAAUCUUGGGAGACUUGGAAUGACUUUAGAAGAAUUGCAAAUUAUCACAAAAAACUAGGCAUAGUUUUAGAGCUUCCUAAGUUGGAUCAACUGCCAAGCAAGGAAAGUUUAGAAAGAUGGUGUGGAGAACCAGUAAAGGCAUUAAUUCUACACACCAGUCACUUUAUUCCUAAUCCACACAACCAACCAGUGUUGCCUAAGGUUUAUCAGGAAAUUAUUAAGUUAUUCAUGGCACUCGAUGUGCAAUAUGUGAUUCAAGGGCCUUCAACUAAGUUCAGCUAUAAUCAAUAUUACAGUUAUAUGAAUUUCUUAGGAAAGAAAUUGUAUGAAAACACUGUAUUUAAUGAGUUUUCAUUAGGCUGUGAAGAUUUUUUGCAAAAUCCACUUCAACCCCUGUCUGAACACUUGGAAGCGUCAGUGUACGAAAUCUUUGAAAAGGAUCCGAUUAAGUACAUUGAAUAUCAGAAUGCAAUCAGACGUGCGUUGGAAGAUAUGCCGCAAAGCCUCGAAUGCGUUGUUAUAAUGGUCGUUGGUGCUGGUCGCGGACCUUUAGUGCAAGCAGUCUUGAAUGCAUCGUACUUAACACAACGCAAAGUUCGUGUUUAUGCAGUUGAGAAGAAUCCGUAUGCAAUAAACACUCUCGAGGAGCGCAUUCAGAAUGAAUGGCAAGGACUUGUAACGCUGAUUCAUCAAGAUAUGCGCAUAUGUCGUCCGCCUGAGGACGCCGAUAUCCUUGUCUCUGAACUUCUAGGUUCUUUUGGCGAUAACGAAUUGUCGCCGGAAUGUUUAGACGGCGCUCAGCGAUUUUUGAAACCAAACGGUAUUUCAAUUCCUGAGUCGUACACUUCGUUUUUGGCGCCGUUGCAAAGUACAAAACUGCAUAAUGAGAUAGUAAAUGGUCGACUACAUGACAAACCUGCGUAUACAAUGUAUGAAACACCAUACGUUGUGCAUUUUGUGAAUGCAUAUCAAAUUGCACCUUCUCAGCCAUUGUUUACUUUUAAACAUCCAAAUCGGGAGGAACGUAUUGUAAACGAACGCGUUAAGUCUGUAAAAUUCCGAGCGCCGCAAAAUUGUGUACUAACGGGUUUCGCUGGAUAUUUCGAAACCGUUUUGUACAAAGAAGUUAUGUUAAGUAUCAAUCCACAGACGCAUUCACCGAACAUGGUCAGCUGGUUUCCAAUAUUGUUUCCACUCGCCGAACCAAUUCAAAUAACGUCCGGCGCUAUGAUUGACGUUACUUUCUGGCGCGCCGAGAAUGAAGAAAAAGUAUGGUAUGAAUGGUGCCUGAAUUCACCCGUGCGCGGCAGCAUCUACAAUCCAAAUGGACGUUCGUAUUUUAUCAAAAAGUGAAGUUAACUUAUGACACUAUUUGUUGAAUUGACAUUAUUUUGACUAAGUGAAUUAAUCUCUCAGAAUUGU